UGGAAGGGAAUCCCGUACGCCGAGCCCCCAGUCGGUUCGCUCCGCUUCAUGCCUCCCAAGGCCCUCGGGGCCCGGGGCUCGGACGUCGUCGACGUGACAGACAACGCCCUGCGGUGCGUACAGUUCGCCGGCGCGCCGUACGGGGUCGUCAACAGCAACAUUGUCGGUCCGCGCUCCGGCCCCGGACAAGAAGACUGCCUCAAGCUGUGGAUCUGGAAGCCCGCCAAGGCCAAAGCCGGCGACAAGCUCCCCGUCAUGUUCUACAUCCACGGCGGCGGUCUGCAAUACAGCGCGGCGCCCAACAACGACUUUAGCGACUGGGUCGGCCAGAGCCAGGACUUCAUCGCCGUCAACGUCGGCUACCGCCUCGGCGCUCUCGGCUUCAUGGCCCACCCGUCCCUGCCCUCCGCCAACGCCGGUCUGCUCGACCAGCGCCAGGCCCUCCGCUGG
This is a messenger RNA of Colletotrichum acutatum, 450 nucleotides long. RefSeq names its product Carboxylesterase. The annotation marks the transcript as partial. The transcript has a single exon. The record is from RefSeq and is a predicted model, not a curated record. NCBI's taxonomy places the organism in Eukaryota, Fungi, Ascomycota, Sordariomycetes, Glomerellales, Glomerellaceae.